ACUAAAAGAGAGGAAGAGUUGAGGUGCGUUUGUCUGUAAUUGUGUAAAAGCAAUGUCACAAGAUGCUCUAGAGAUAAAGACGAUUGAGCAAUGGAAAUGGUCUGAAAUGCAAGGUCUCGAACUCGUGUCAGCUCAAUCAGACUCUCCCUUUAAAUCAUCCAACCCAUCACCCACUACACCUUCACAACCACCACCACCAACAACAACAACAGCAAAAGACACUGAAGAAGUAAACGGAUUUGAAGAGAGAGAAUUGGGUAGAGAGAGAAGAGAAAUGGAGGUCAUUGAGCCCAAGAAAGACUCUGCAUCAGCAGAGAAGCCUGGUUCUUCUCCUCCCUCAUCUGGGUUCGGGGAGCUUUUCAGAUUUGCAGAUGGGUUAGACUAUGUUUUAAUGGCAAUUGGGACUGUUGGUGCCAUUGUUCAUGGCUCUUCCUUGCCUCUCUUUCUCCGAUUCUUCGCCGAUCUUGUCAAUUCUUUUGGGUCUAAUGCCAACAACAUGGACAAGAUGACCCAAGAAGUCAUCAAGUAUGCGCUUUACUUUCUUGUUGUUGGGGCUGCAAUAUGGGCAUCUUCAUGGGCAGAGAUAUCAUGUUGGAUGUGGACUGGAGAGAGACAAUCGACCAAAAUGAGGAUCAAAUACUUGGAAGCAGCUCUGAAUCAAGACAUUCCAUAUUUUGAUACAGAGGUCCGAACGUCCGAUGUCGUUUUCGCCAUUAACACUGAUGCUGUACUGGUCCAAGAUGCCAUUAGCGAGAAGUUGGGUAAUUUCUUGCACUAUAUGGGAACAUUUGUAUCUGGAUUUGUGGUGGGUUUCACUGCUGUUUGGCAAUUAGCUCUAGUCACAAUAGCUGUUGUUCCUCUCAUUGCUGUAAUUGGAGCCAUCCACACCAUCACAUUAGCCAAGCUCUCUUCCAAAAGCCAAGAAGCUCUUUCCCAAGCAGGGAACAUUGUAGAACAGACAAUAGUUCAAAUUCGGACGGUUUUGGCAUUCGUUGGCGAAUCAAGAGCAUUGCAAGCAUACUCAUCGGCAUUGAAAAUCUCUCAGAAGCUCGGUUACAAGAGCGGAUUCGCGAAAGGAAUGGGAUUGGGAGCAACAUACUUCACUGUCUUUUGCUGCUAUGCACUUCUGCUCUGGUAUGGUGGUUAUCUAGUUAGGCACCACUUCACCAAUGGAGGACUUGCCAUAGCCACAAUGUUUGCUGUUAUGUUAGGUGGCCUAGCGUUAGGACAGUCAGCACCGAGCAUGACUGCAUUUGCCAAGGCCAGAGUUGCAGCGGCAAGAAUAUUUCGCAUAAUCGAUCAUAAACCCAGCGUUGAGAGGAAUAGCGAAUCGGGUUUGGAAUUAGACUCCGUGACGGGUCAGGUAGACCUGAAAAAUGUCGAAUUCUCAUACCCUUCAAGGGCAGAAGUUCCAAUCCUUCGCAAUUUCUCUCUAACUGUUCCUGCUGGAAAAACCAUAGCUUUGGUCGGAAGCAGCGGCUCCGGCAAGAGCACUGUGGUCUCUCUCAUCGAGCGAUUCUACGAUCCCACCUCGGGUCAAGUUGUGUUAGAUGGGCAUGACAUAAAGACAUUGAAGCUGAGAUGGUUGAGGCAGCAAAUUGGGCUUGUGAGCCAAGAACCUGCUCUCUUUGCUACUUCCAUUAAAGAGAACAUACUGUUGGGUAGGCCCGACGCAUCUCUAGUUGAGAUCGAAGAAGCUGCCAGAGUCGCCAACGCUCAUUCGUUCAUUAUCAAGCUUCCCGAUGGCUUCGACACUCAGGUAGGGGAGAGAGGGCUUCAACUGUCAGGCGGGCAAAAGCAGAGAAUAGCCAUAGCAAGAGCAAUGCUGAAAAACCCAGCAAUCUUGCUUUUAGAUGAGGCAACAAGUGCAUUAGAUUCAGAGUCAGAAAAGCUAGUGCAAGAGGCUCUUGAUCGUUUCAUGAUUGGGAGAACAACUCUUGUCAUUGCACACCGUCUGUCCACUAUCAGGAAGGCUGACCUUGUGGCUGUACUGCAACAAGGUAGUGUGUCAGAAAUUGGAACCCACGACGAACUCAUGGCCAAAGGAGAACAUGGUGUCUACGCGAAGCUUAUCAGAAUGCAGGAAACAGCUCAUGAAACCGCACUCAAUAAUGCCAGAAAGAGCAGUGCACGGCCUUCUAGUGCCAGGAACUCUGUAAGCUCACCAAUAAUUGCCCGAAACUCCUCCUAUGGCCGAUCACCAUACUCACGCCGCCUAUCUGACUUCUCAACAUCUGACUUUAGCCUGUCCCUUGAUGCCUCACACCCCAAUUACAGGCUUGAAAAGCUCGCGUUCAAGGAGCAAGCUAGUUCCUUCUGGCGACUCGCCAAAAUGAACUCUCCCGAGUGGGCUUAUGCUCUAUUUGGUUCUAUAGGGUCGAUUGUUUGUGGCUCCCUCAGUGCCUUCUUCGCAUACGUUCUGAGCGCUGUCCUGAGCGUUUACUACAAUCCAAACCACGCUUAUAUGAUCAGAGAAAUCGGAAAAUACUGCUAUCUAUUGAUUGGGGUUUCGUCAGCUGCGCUGAUCUUCAACACGUUACAGCAUUUCUUUUGGGAUGUUGUUGGAGAAAACCUUACCAAACGGGUGAGGGAGAAAAUGUUGGCGGCAGUGAUGAAAAAUGAUAUUGCGUGGUUUGAUCAGGAAGAGAAUGAGAGUUCUAGAAUUGCAGCCAGGCUGGCUCUCGAUGCCAACAACGUUAGGUCGGCUAUUGGAGACCGCAUUUCAGUGAUUAUGCAGAAUUCGGCACUCAUGGUUGUUGCGUGCACUGCAGGGUUCGUUUUGCAGUGGCGCCUAGCCCUUGUCCUCAUAGCCGUAUUCCCCGUUGUCGUCGCAGCCACCGUCCUGCAGAAAAUGUUCAUGCAAGGUUUCUCAGGAGACCUAGAAGCUGCACAUGCCAAAGCCACACAACUAGCAGGAGAGGCAGUGGCCAAUGUAAGAACUGUUGCUGCCUUCAAUUCAGAAUCGAAAAUUGUCAGUCUUUUCACCAUCAGCCUCCAAACUCCGCUCAGGCGAUGCUUCUGGAAGGGACAGAUUGCUGGAAGUGGGUACGGAAUAGCCCAAUUUUUACUUUACGCUUCCUAUGCCCUCGGUCUUUGGUAUGCCUCGUGGCUUGUGAAGCAUGGGAUCUCUGAUUUUUCUAAGACAAUCCGAGUUUUCAUGGUUCUCAUGGUCUCCGCCAAUGGUGCAGCAGAGACAUUGACCCUAGCCCCUGACUUCAUUAAGGGUGGCCGAGCCAUGAGGUCAGUGUUUGAGCUCCUUGACCACAAAUCUGAAAUUGAUCCUGAUGAUCCCGAUUCGAUCCCAGUUCCCGAUCGGCUACGUGGGGAAGUGGAAUUCAAGCACGUGGACUUUUCUUACCCUUCCCGCCCUGAUAUGCCAGUUUUCCGAGACCUCAGCCUUCGUGCACGAGCUGGAAAGACACUCGCUCUUGUGGGUCCCAGUGGGUGCGGUAAGAGCUCAGUGAUCGCUCUUAUAGAGCGUUUCUAUGAGCCAUCUUCAGGACGGGUCAUGAUCGAUGGGAAGGACAUUCGAAAGUACAAUCUAAAGUCAUUGCGACAACACAUUGCUUUGGUGCCACAAGAGCCAUGCCUCUUUGCGACAACCAUUUAUGAAAACAUUGCUUAUGGGCGUGAAUCAGCAACCGAAGCUGAGAUAAUCGAAGCAGCAACUCUCGCAAAUGCCCAUAAGUUCAUAUCAUCGUUACCAGAAGGUUAUAAAACAUUUGUUGGGGAGAGAGGGAUUCAAUUGUCCGGUGGACAAAAGCAAAGAAUUGCAGUUGCUCGGGCUUUUCUAAGGAAGGCUGAGCUAAUGCUACUAGAUGAAGCCACAAGCGCGCUCGAUGCUGAGUCAGAAAGGUGCGUGCAAGAGGCCUUGGAGCGUGCUUGCUCGGGGAAGACAACAAUUGUUGUUGCACACCGACUAUCAACAAUAAGGAAUGCCCAUGUCAUUGCUGUGAUAGACGAUGGGAAAGUGGCCGAGCAGGGCUCACACUCACACCUACUGAAAAACUACCCUGAUGGGAUCUACGCUCGGAUGAUACAAUUGCAGAGAUUUACACAUGGGCAGGCCGUAAACAUGACGUCAGGCUCUAGUUCUUCGACUCGCCCAAAAGAAGAUGAUGAGAGAGAAGGCUAGGGAAGUGAAAAGAAAAUACCAGUAGAAAGGAGUACGUCUCUUAUACCCUUAAAUGAUUUUUUUUGUUUUUUUGUUUUUGUUUUUGUUUUUGGAUGUCAUGUUCUUGUCUUUUGUUUUUGGUAUAGCAUAGUAUGUGUAUUUCAUCUAAAAUUACCAUAAUAUAUGUUCCUAUGUUGAUUGAUCACUCUUUUUUUGCCAAUGAGAAAUAUGUUCUUGAGAUUAAAAAUUAGAUAUAUGUAAAUCUAUCAUGCCUAUUAAAUUUCA
Molecule: messenger RNA, 4399 nt
Organism: Camellia sinensis
Lineage: Eukaryota; Viridiplantae; Streptophyta; Magnoliopsida; Ericales; Theaceae
Product: ABC transporter B family member 1
Biological process (GO): oligopeptide export from mitochondrion
Cellular component (GO): mitochondrial inner membrane
Molecular function (GO): ABC-type oligopeptide transporter activity; ATP hydrolysis activity; ATP binding
Source: RefSeq, a predicted model, not a curated record